Molecule: messenger RNA, 2869 nt
Organism: Oreochromis aureus
Lineage: Eukaryota; Metazoa; Chordata; Actinopteri; Cichliformes; Cichlidae
Gene: lrrtm2
Product: leucine rich repeat transmembrane neuronal 2
Exons: 2
Coding region: 710-2350 (546 amino acids)
Molecular function (GO): protein binding
Source: RefSeq, a predicted model, not a curated record
GUGGGAGAGAAAAAGAGAGAGAGAGAAACAGUAGUGAUGAUCGACGCCAGGCUGCCACCACUCUGUAGCAGUGAGUGGCUGCAACAAAAAAGCACAGAAUAACAUCCCUGACUCCCUGCUCUGCUUUUUUCUCUCUCUCCCUGCGUCUCAGCUAGCAGACGAGGGCUCCGCUCACAGCUCUGCAGAGGCUAUGCUGAGACUGAGCCGGCGUCAGAAGCAGGAUCUCUGGCUGCCAUCAACAAGUUAGGGUUGGAGGACCACGGCAAUGAAAGAGAAGCGCUUGAUCUUCAAUUAACGGUCUGAGCUGACACCAUUGCGGAGGAAAGGAAACAAAAGGGUAAAAAAAAGAAAAAGAAGAAAAAGGGAGAGGGGGGGUCUGAUCACUGGAGUCGCUCUGGAUGCAACUGAUCAACUUAAAAAAAAAAAAAUUUUCAAGGAUUCGUGGGCUGGAAGAAAAAGAUUCAACCUCUUCUAUGAGCCUGGAUUUUAAAGGACUAACAAAAUAAAAGGAAUAAACAUCUAGUCGGGACAUGGAAUUUCAUAUUUUGUUUGAAUUGGGUGGGUUCAGAAUUGCUUUAUUUCCCAAGAGGCUGAUUCCUUUUGUGCUUAAUCAAAAGGGCUUUUUCCCUUUGGAUUUUUCUUCCAUCUGGUUGCUCCAAGAGUCUGCGGAAAAGGACAGUUGAAUGCAGCCUCCGAUGUGCACAAAAGAAUGGGUUUCCAUUCAAGGUGGCCAUUGGUGGGACCUGCACCAGCGGCUCUGUCUGUGAUCAGCAUGCUCCUAGCGUGCCUGUUGUCUCCUGCGUUGUGUACAACCUGCCCUCAAAAAUGCCGCUGUGAGGACCUACAGUUUUACUGCGACACCCAGGGGCUUAAGGCACCCCCAGAUGGUGUGGACAAGGGAGCCCUGGGGCUGUCAUUACGACACAAUAGUAUCACUGAGCUCAGCCCUGAUCAAUUCUAUGGUUUCAGCCAGCUCACUUGGCUACAUCUAGACCACAACCAGAUAACCACCGUACAAGAGGAUGCCUUUCAAGGGCUCUAUAAACUGAAGGACCUCAAUUUGAGCUCCAAUCGUAUCACCAAGUUGCCCAACACAACCUUCAUCCACCUCAUCAAUCUUCAGAUACUGGACCUGUCCUUCAAUCAGAUGACUGCUUUGGAGCCAGAACUGUUUCACGGACUGAGGAAGCUCCAGAUACUCCACCUCCGCUCUAAUUUACUUCGCACCACACCUGUUCGGGCAUUUUGGGACUGCCGUAGCCUGGAAUAUCUGGGCCUAAGCAGCAACCGUCUCCGAAGCCUGGCACGAAAUGGAUUUGCUGGGCUCAUCAAGCUUAAAGAGCUCCACUUGGAGCACAAUCAACUGACCAAGAUAAACUUGGCCCAUUUCCCUCGCCUUGUUGCCCUUCAAUUUCUAUACCUGCAAUGGAAUAAGAUCAGCAACGUAACAUGUGGCAUGGAAUGGACCUGGACCACGCUGGAGAAGCUGGACCUCACAGGAAAUGAAAUUCGUGUCCUGACCCCUGAUGUGUUUCAAACGCUGCCAAAUUUAAAAGUUUUGCUGCUGGAUAACAACAAACUGAGCAGCCUGGAUCCCCAAGUCUUGGAUAUGUGGCAGUCUUUGGGUAUGAUUGGGCUGUCCAGCAACCUUUGGGAAUGUACCAAGAGGAUUUGCUCUCUUGCCACUUGGCUAAGCACCUUUAAGGGAAGGUGGGAGCAUUCCAUCCUCUGUCACAGUCCUGAAUAUGCCCAAGGUGAGGAGAUACUUGAUGCCGUUUAUGGAUUCCAACUUUGUCAGAAUUUUUCAGUACCAGUUGUUCAGACCAUUAGUACAACAACAGACGCUACUACAGCUGCAGAGAUCACAAGCUCCUUGUUUGGAAUUAUGCAGCCGACCCCCACACCGGACUAUGCAGAGGAUUUUGGGAGCUUUACCACAGUCACUACCACAACAAUCACAACACAAACACCACGCACUGCUCAAGCUACUACUGCUCCAUUGGAAGAGGCAGCUGUAACGGAUGACUUCGCAACUGCAGACAACACUGUUAUGACUCAAAGGGUUAUCAUGGGAACUAUGGCCCUUCUUUUUUCAUUCUUUUUCAUCAUUUUUGUUGUCUAUAUCUCACGGAAGUGCUGCCCUCCUACCCUGCGCCGGAUACGCCACUGUUCGGCUAUUCAGAACCGCAGACAGAUGAGGACCCAGCAACGACAGCCUAUGGCAGACCUAGCUACGCAGGUACCCUAUAAUGAGUAUGAGCCCAGCCAUGAAGAAGGGGCACUCGUGAUCAUCAACGGCUACGGGCAGUGCAAGUGUCAGCAGCUGCCUUACAAAGAGUGUGAAGUAUGAACUCUUAUUUAUUCCUAGAGCAUAUGGUUUGUCAUUUGACCAUUUCAGAUGAUACAGGGUUUGCUUUUUUGAUUUUUUUUUUCCAGUUUAUGUAAAAAGCAUAAUUUCUACAAGUGAGAUUUGAGAAUAUGUGAGAAUGCUACAAUGGCAGAGGUUGGCCAGUUACGGGACGUUGUAGAGAUAGUCACAAAUUUAUUUUUCUAUGAAUGCAAGGUUGUUCAUAUCAGGCAGGGGCAAUCAUUUUAAAGAAGAAAAUUGUAAACUGUGAGAUCUGUCUCCACCACUGUCUAUAUUCUGCAGCACAGAGAAACUACUUUGCCAAGUGGCCCUCUGCUAACAGAAUACAUUAAAGGAAGAUGUGAUUUAUGUAUUUUCUUUUAAAAAGUAAAUAUUUGAAAUGCUGUUUCUAACUACACCAUAGGCAGUCCAAGCCAAACAUUCAAUCACAGGGGCAAAUGAACAGAAUCAAUUAUCAAAACAUUUUGUUUUGUAGCUUUGUUUUGAGAGAACUAUAAUGCA